Messenger RNA from Triticum dicoccoides, 1890 nucleotides. Its product is annotated as zinc finger MYM-type protein 1-like. Gene Ontology annotation, molecular function: protein dimerization activity. The record is from RefSeq and is a predicted model, not a curated record. The transcript has 7 exons. Lineage: Eukaryota; Viridiplantae; Streptophyta; Magnoliopsida; Poales; Poaceae. Bases 1 to 1890 code for a protein of 629 amino acids.
AUGGAUUUCGGCGAAGAGAUGGACUCCGACGAAGAGGUGGAUUGGAUAGGCAUAGCUGCUGCUGUCGAACUCGAAGAAGCUGAGGCUGAGGCUGCUGCUGUCAAAGAUGCGGUGGCUGUGGUAGAGGCAGCAGCUUCGGCGGCCAGAGCCAAACGGAGGCGAGAGCGACCACAUGACUCCGACGACCGGCAUGGCAUUCCUCCGGCAUUUAAUUUAGCUGAUGUGGAUCCUGAUCCUGGCACACGUAAGCAAAUUGAAGAGUAUGCAACUCCAGAAAUUAGAGAUGAAAUGAGAAGGCCUCCAAGCAUUGGUGACAAGUUUGGCGAUGAUGUCUUCACUAAGAAAGGGUUCAAAAAUUGGAAGAAGGUAGUGGAAAUAUUCAAUGCUCAUGUAGGUGGACCAAACAACGCUCACAACAAUGCUAGAAGACGGUGUGAAGAUUUCAAAAACCAAAAGCAAAGUGUGUCAUAUGCAAUGACUUCUCAUACUGAGAAAUCACAUAUUGAAUAUGAAGAGCGUUUGAGGGCUGUUGUAGGUGUGGUAAGGUUUCUUGUCUCUCAAGGCCUAGCUUUUCGUGGGCACGAUGAGACUACCACUUCCAUGAACAAGGGUAAUUUCCUUGAGAUGUUGGAUUGGUAUGCAGAAAGAUGCAAAGAUGUAGCCGAUGUGGUCCAUAAAAAUGCUCCUGGCAAUCAUCAAUUGACUUGUCAUAAAAUCCAAAAACAAAUAGUACAAGCAUGUGCCGAAGUGACUACAAAAGUGAUAAUGACUGAGCUUGGUGAUAGUAAUUUCUCUCUACUUGUUGAUGAGUCUCGUGAUGUAUCGGUUAGAGAGCAAAUGGCUGUGAUUGUGAGGUUCGCGAACCAAAAAGGGGAGUCUUUGGAAAGAUUGCUUGGUGUUAAACAUGUUCUUGAUACUACAUCCGCUUCUUUGAAAAGAUCUUUGGACGCAAUGUUUGUUAAACAUAAUUUAUCCAUGUCUAGAUUGAGAGGACAAGGAUAUGAUGCGGCCUCAAAUAUGCGUGGAGAACUUAAUGGUUUAAAGAAAUUGGUGCUAGAUGUCAAUCCGUAUGCUUUUUAUGUGCAUUGUUUUGCCCACCAACUUCAAUUGGUAGUUGUUGCUGUUGUCAAGGGAGUCCUAGCUGUUAGUGAUUUCUUUGGACAUACAAAUAAGAUUGUCAACAUGGUAAGUGCCUCGUGUAAAAGAAAAGAUGCAUUGUUGCAGAAGCAUCAUGACAACCUGGUUUUACAGUUAGAGCAUGGGGAGAUUUUGUCAGGAAAAGGCGAGCAUCAAGAGACAAGUUUAGCAAGACCCGGUGAUACACGAUGGGGGUCACACCACAAGACUCUAAUCCGGAUAUAUCAAAUGUGGGAUUCCGUGGUUGAAGUGCUACAUGUUAUUUCUCUUGAUGGAGCAGAUGCUGAUGAUAGAGGUUUGGCUUCUGGCUUUAUGAUAAACAUGGAAACAUUUGAAUUUGUUCUUAUCUUGCAUUUGAUGCUUCGAGUGCUUGGUUUAACCAAUGAUUUGUCACAAGCAUUGCAACAAAAAGAUCAGAAUAUAGUCCGUGCUAUGAAUAUGAUUGUACUUGCAUUGACAUUACCGGUGGCAACUGCAUCAGUUGAGAGGGUUUUCUCAGCCAUGAAUAUUAUAAAGACUGAUCUUCGAAACAAGAUGGGUGAUGAUUGGCUUAAUGAUUUGAUGGUUUGCUUUGUUGAGCGCGAGAUAUUUGCUAAAAUUAGUGAUAAAGAGAUUAUGGUUCAUUUUCAUGCCUUGAAGAACCGUCGAGGUCAUCUACCUCCACAACCUCGUGUUCAGUCUCAUUUGGAAAUUGGAAUUAUGGGAUCAUAUUGUGGCAUAACUGAGCAUUUCAAGCGGCAAGAGUCCAUGUGA